AUGCGAGGCACGACUGCUGGCCUGUGUGCCACGGCAGUCUUCCUGGGAGCGCUGGCCGCACCGCCCAGUCAGAUACUCUUGGGUGAGCAUGAUCAAGUGCCAGGCAUAGUUGUGCCGCUGGAACAGGUCGAGAAGAAGCGACCUUUACAUGGCCGCUUUCUCCAAAUCACAGACUUCCACCCCGACCGCUUCUAUCAGAUCUACUCAUCCACCGACGAAGACUCAGCAUGCCACCGAGGAAAGGGACCGGCAGGCAUCUAUGGCGCAGAGACGAGCGAGUGCGACAGUCCGAUCGCCUUGGUCAACAAGACGAUGGAGUGGGUCGCGAAGGAGUUCAAGGACAACAUAGACUUCGUCAUCUGGACCGGCGAUUCCGCUCGUCACGACAACGACAAUGAGAUACCUCGGACGAAAGAGCAGGUUCUGGGACUCAAUCGUUUCAUGGUGGAGAAGAUGGCAGAAGUGUUCGGCAAGCACAAUGGUGACGAGGACGACGAAGACCCAAACAACGACUUCAUGAUCCCCGUCAUUCCAAACCUCGGCAACAACGAUAUCCUACCCCACAACAUCCUGGCCAAGGGCCCGAAUCAAUGGACUCGAACAUAUUCCAGCCUGUGGAGGCAGUUUAUCCCAGAGGUACAAAAGCACUCUUUCGAACAAGGGGGCUGGUUCUAUGUCGAGGUGAUUCCUCACAAGCUGGCCGUGUUCAGCUUGAAUACGCUCUACUUCUUCGGAAGCAACUCCGCCGCGGAUGGCUGCGCUGCUCGCUCGGAGCCAGGGUACCAGCAAAUGGAAUGGCUUCGUAUCCAGCUGCAAUUCAUGCGCGACCGAGGCAUGAAGGCUAUGUUGAUCGGGCACGUUCCUCCUGUGCGGCAAGACGCAAAGACUGCGUGGGAUGAGACAUGCUGGCAGAAGUACACACUCUGGCUGCGUCAAUACCGGGACGUGGUUGUGAGCAGUCACUACGGACACUUCAACUAUGACCACUUCAUGUUCCAGAACUUCAAGGACUUGGACAAGGACACGAAGAAAGGUCGAAUGCAAUACUUCCACACUGAAGACGUCCAAGACGAUAACAUGUCGGCACAAGUGAAGACUGACUAUUUCAUCCAGCUCCGUGAUGAGUGGUCGGAGCUGCCUGAGCCUCCAAAGGCCAGGUCGAGAUCCUGGCUCGACAUUGCGCUUGGUAGGAAGAAGGACAAGAAGGAUUUCAAGAGGAAGCAGAAGAAAUAUCUCAAGAAGAUCGGAGGAGAGUUUGCUGAGCGCUUUGCUGCAACAUUCGUCUCUGCGAGUGUCGUGCCGAACUUGUUCCCGACCAUGCGCGUGUACGAAUACAACACUACCGGACUGGGAGCCCACGCUGCCGAGUCGUCGGAUGUGCCAUCACCUGCACCGUUCACUUACGAUUCUGGCGACAUAGAGAUCGAGAAGAAAAAGAAGACGAAGAAGCACAAAUUCACAUUACCGGAAGCUCCGUCAAAAUCUACGCCUCCUGGCCCAGCAUAUUCGCCCCAGUCCUUCUCGCUGCUCAAGUAUACCCAAUACUUUGCCAAUCUGACCCACAUCAACAAUGACUUCCUCGGAACAACCGAUGAGCAAGAUCUCGAGGCCACGAAAUGGCAUGAAGGAAAGCAUAAAGGAAAGAAGCCUGAUGACAAAGGUCACAAGCCCAAGCCCAAGAAAUUUCGAUUCGAAAAGCUCUACGACACGCAGAAUGAUGAGAUAUAUAAGCUCGAUGAUCUGACGAUGCCCAGUCUGAUUGAUCUUGCAAGAAGGAUUGGCGAUUUUGUGCCUGAAGAGGAGGCUGACAAGAAGAAGCAUAAGCAUAAGCAUAAGCAUAAGAAGGGUAAGAAGAGGAAGGGUAUCCAUGGACACAGAAAGGAGAACGAAGCAUGGUUCACGUUUGUAAGAAGAGCGUAUGUCGGAACGAUGGACCCCGAAGACCUAGAUGAGGAAUUUGGUCGUUGA
This is a messenger RNA of Fulvia fulva, 1968 nucleotides long. RefSeq names its product Endopolyphosphatase. Gene Ontology annotation, biological process: polyphosphate catabolic process. NCBI's taxonomy places the organism in Eukaryota, Fungi, Ascomycota, Dothideomycetes, Mycosphaerellales, Mycosphaerellaceae. The record is from RefSeq and is a predicted model, not a curated record. Gene Ontology annotation, cellular component: fungal-type vacuole; membrane. The transcript is spliced from 2 exons. The coding region runs from base 1 to 1968 and encodes 655 amino acids. Gene Ontology annotation, molecular function: exopolyphosphatase activity; endopolyphosphatase activity.